GUGGCAGUACUGUCAUUACUCGCACUGUCGGCAUAUGCUGUGAUCAAGGUGGUUGAACGAAGCACUGUGGAAUCGCAAAACUGGUGGCGACAGAAUGAAAUCACCAUUGUGAUGUCUCUCAUUACAUAUCUUUUCCCAAUACUUUUCGAGAUCCUCGGCUUUCUCGAAAGCUAUCAUCCCAGGAAACAGCUCCGAAUACAACUAGCACGGAUAAUGGUCUUAAAUCUGCUAAAUCUUUACUCGCUAAUAUUCGCACUAUUCCAUAAGAUAAGCUCUAUGAAACAAGACAUUUUUUACGAUCUCAAACCAAUAAACAAAUGUGUACAUAAAUUAGUACCAUGCGACGAGCCGACACGUAUGCAACAGAUCGCAACGUUAGCAUCUUUGAGCCUUGUUUUAAUAAGCAAUAUCACCCAUUCUCGUGUUAAAAAGGAAAUAUCGGAGUCAACGCUACCAUCCAUCAGGCAAGAGACUUUCUUUCUUAAUCCUUUGUUGGACAACGAUACCUUAUAUAAGGACUUCAAUGAUACCUAUGAUUAUAAAGAUUAUUCGGAUUACGAUAAUUACCAGUCUAAAACUUCGGAUAUGGAUAAUAGCAACGAGUCUUCUACCAUAUCUUAUUAUGAGGAACAAUAUACCGAGAAUGUGGAUGAUAACGAAAUAAAUUAUGACACGACCCCGACAGUAAUUUCCAAUUUUCUAACUGAUUUGACAAUUACUGAACAUUUCUAUACAAGUUCUAUUUUGUCCCAAAGUGAAACUACAGCGUCGACAACACUCGAAUCAAAUACAAUGGAAGAUUCAUCGAAAACUAUUGAUUUUGAUGAUUUUACUGAAGAAACAAUAACUACUCCGUCAAUAUCAUACAGCAAGACGUCAUCUGUUAGCAAGUUUAACAUUACAUCUACAGUAGCAAACACGACAACAAUUACAACGCAUAUUCCGGAAAAUCAAUUUUCUACUUUGCAAUCGAAUAAACAUGUGAUUCCCCUCCCAAAAGACAAUUAUGUAGACAGAUGCUUUGAAAAAAUUUGUACUACACUACCGAAAAAUUUAGAUAUACGGUUAGAACAACUAAAUCUGGAGACACGUAGAAGACUACGUCGAUCAUGCUGGGAAACUAUGUUUGGGCAAGAACUUGCUAAGCUCACUGUCAUGGAUUUGAUACUCACUAUAGUAGCCACUCUCAGCAUGGAUUUCUUCCGCGCCGUUUUCGUGCGUUUUAUGAACAACUUCUGGUGCUGGGAUUUAGAGAAACAAUUUCCACAAUAUGGUGACUUCAAAAUAGCUGAAAACAUUCUCCAUUUAGUUAACAAUCAAGGCAUGGUUUGGAUGGGAAUGUUCUUCAGUCCUGGUUUAACGGCACUGAAUCUCUUCAAGCUUGGUGUUCUAAUGUAUUUACGUUCUUGGGCGGUUUUGACGUGCAACGUACCUCACGAAGUAGUCUUCAGAGCGUCCAGGUCUAACAAUUUUUACUUUGCACUGUUAUUGACUAUGCUAUUUUUGUGCGUGUUGCCGGUCGGUUACGCUAUAGUCUGGGUCGAACCUUCGUGGUAUUGUGGUCCAUUUUCUGGUUAUCCAAAGAUUUAUAAUUUAGCGACGCAAAGCUUGAUAAACUCGCUCCCGAAAAUAAUCCAACGAGUUCUUGAUUACGUUGCAUCGCCUGGUAUAGUAAUACCAUUGAUUGUUCUCAUGACGUUGAUUAUUUAUUACAUGGCAUCUCUCACUGGAUCUUUGCGAGAAGCGAAUAACGAUCUAAAGAUGCAACUACGACAGGAGCGUACAGAAGAACGUCGGAAAUUGUUUAAAAUAGCAGAGAAGAGGCAUACCAUAGCUGAGACUCCGCUAUCGAAAUGGAAAAAGAUCCUUCCGGCGUUGCCACAGGUCAAAAUAUCUCAAAAUUCCGAAACAGUUCAAAAGGAAAAUGUACAGAUCUCAAUUGGGAAUGUGAAUACAGUGGUAGGUAUAGUUGAAAAUAAAGACUUGAUAAAUGACACCGAAGAAUAUUCACGUCAGGAUCAAGUAUUGUCCAAUUACGACAACGAGCAACGAGUUGAAGAACAGGAUGGUUUGAUAUCAAACGAUACAUCUUCUAACAGAGGAUUGAUAAACGUGGUUGGAUGUUCUUGGGACUCACCGUCGAAUAAGCAAAGUGUUACCAUACCAGAAAUCCAAGUAAACAAUGAAGAAAAAGUCGUAUCCGACGUUUGCGCAAACGUUGAUGAUGAAUUGGAUGAUGUUCCUGAAAACGGCAAUCAAGAGAUAACGUAA
Messenger RNA from Trachymyrmex cornetzi, 2271 nucleotides. RefSeq names its product transmembrane channel-like protein 2. NCBI's taxonomy places the organism in Eukaryota, Metazoa, Arthropoda, Insecta, Hymenoptera, Formicidae. Gene Ontology annotation, cellular component: plasma membrane. The coding region runs from base 112 to 2271 and encodes 719 amino acids. Gene Ontology annotation, molecular function: mechanosensitive monoatomic ion channel activity. The record is from RefSeq and is a predicted model, not a curated record. The transcript has 11 exons.